Molecule: messenger RNA, 4326 nt
Organism: Bursaphelenchus xylophilus (pine wood nematode)
Lineage: Eukaryota; Metazoa; Nematoda; Chromadorea; Rhabditida; Aphelenchoididae
Source: the annotation of a GenBank genome assembly
AUGGUCCUACGUAUAAAUGACGCUGGACUGGACGAUCUGGCCGAAUACACUCGGCAAUGGAUGUUCGAUACGUUGAAGGAAUUGAGAAUGGAGAACUUUAGCCAUCGGUUUGAGCGAGGGCUGGCGUCUGGCGAGCUGAUCUUGUCCAAUUUGGCGAUUAAGGAGUUUGCUCCGCCGCUGAUCAAAUAUCGACCGCAUAGCAAUUCGCUGCUCUAUGUGACAACAGUUGGGGGAGAUGCGGAGGUAAGAGAAUCCAAUGGAGGAGUCAUAUCAGUCUGUCGGGAAAAUAAUGAGCACAAUUGCGCUGCGCCGAUCGCGUCGCUGAGCUAAAAAGCAACUUGAUUUUGUCUUGAGAAAAUUUAUUUUCUCGGCGGCGAUGCGAUUUUUUUUGCGAUAAAGUGUUCAUUAUUUUCCCGACAGACUAUUAUCAGGCCAUUACAUUAUCCGUGUUUACCGCAAAGACUUUGUGAUUUCAGAUCCACGCCGACUGGCUUAUUAAUUCCAACGUGCUGGCGGCUCUGGGAAUUCCGCUUCAUGGAACGGCUACUGGCCGAAUCAAGGGCUUCCGGUCGAGUGUAGCCGUAAAUGUAGGUAUAAAAACUCUGGAAUUUACGUUCGGUCAAGAUUUUCUUGAUCAAAAAAGAUUAUUAACUUGAUAAUCAGUCGGACUUGAAAGAUGACCAAAAAUUACCGGUCAGUUGGCCAAAUCUAACCGGUCGAGUAAAAUAUUCACAGGAAAAAAGUUGCGCAGAUUCGCCAACACCCCAAAAAUGAAAAGUAAAUUCGAGCUGUGCCCAGGAAAAAUAGCCCAAAAAGGAAACAGUUCCUUAGGGUAAGGUGGUACGUAAAAAAGAAGGUACCUCACCAACUAAAUCCACUGUCCGGGCAUUGACAACAAUGAAUUGAGCUUGCACGCCAAAUUUGGGCUAAUUCUGACCAGUUUCCACAAAGUAAUAAGUUGUGGCCAGAAUAAGGAACUUUUACCCCAGCGCUAAUCUAAACCUAGGCUAAGCCUAAACAAAGCCUAACCCGGCCUAGGUCUAUCAAACUUUUUAUUGCACAGAAUGUCCGUUGCAGGCCCCUUUCAUCUUCCCAAGACUUGUGAUAUUUUUGGUGGCCAAUCUGCGGAACUUUAACCAAAGCUCCCCACUGCGAAGACAUCACCUUUGAUUUACAUUUUCAGGUCGUGAACUCCGUUGAAUUGGUCGUCCAUCAAUGUGUUGCGCGAUUCGGCGAGUUCGACCUUCGCCUAACCGGAAGCUUGGCAGCCGAGAUACUUCAUUGGUUUCGAAAUGUGAUUGGCCGGAUUAUGCAAGCCAGAGUCGAACAGGUAAUCCAAUUUCAGCCUUACAUUAGAAAAGAUGCUAACUACUUCAAAAUCUCCUUCCCUUCAGGCGUAUUGUAAAAUAAUAUCGGAGAAACUGCUGACCUGGCUAAAAACGCAACUUCUCAAAGUCCCUCAUCGAAUUCAGAUGAAUUUGGGAGAAGAUUUCCAAUGGAUUCAGAGUUUGCAUGCUAUUCGGCCGGCGGAGAAUUUCAUUGACUUGCAAAUGAAGAACCAGUUUUUCAGCAAUGGACUUCUAAUGGAGGCGGUUUCAGCAAUGCCUCCGGAGACCAGCAGCAGCGUGAUGUAUCACGGUAGGGGCACAAAUAUUUCGUAUGCCAAAUUUUAUACAAAUUGGGACGUCGCAACAGAUUUAUUUUGCUUAAAAUAGUGCCUACGGCGUUUACCGACCCCUGAAAUUUUUAGUCCUUGCUUUACAGAGGCAUCGACUAUUAAUUCACCUUUCCUUUUCCAGAAAUUCCCCACACCCCGCACGUUCUCGAGGUUUUCAUGGACGAAGCGCUGCUCCAAGAGAUGUUGUCGACAGCUCAUUUCAGCGGCGAGCUUGUCACAAAUAUUAGUUCGCCAUUCCUUCGAACCGACUGUGAUCUCCUAUGCCUCGGCAAGAUCGUCCCAGAACUCCGUCAUUCGCUCGGGAAAUCGGCCUUAUAUGCCGAGGUGUUCACCAACGAGCCGCCGGUCGUUAAAUUGGUGACAAAUCGAGCGCUGAUAUAUCUGAACGUAACUUUUGGACUCUACCAGAAAAUCGAUGAGGUUUUGAAUGUCCUCGAUGUAUAUAAUGACGCUGUGGUUGGGGCGAAAGCCGUAAAACAUCCGAAUCAAGAGCCGGUGGUGCAGAUUGAGAUUGCCGGAGAAGCUAUUGUUCAAGCUUCGCUGACCGAGAAAAACUUGGAUGUGAAUUUGAAUCUGCAUCGAAGCAGGGGCCAGCUGAUCAGCUCGAAAAUUGUGGGGAUUUCGCAAAAAGUAAGCUGAACUUAAAAGGGUAUUGUUGAAGAUGCAGUGGACUGAUCUUUGUCAAAUUUUGGGGUGUUUUCUACAGAGUUUAGCCGUCGGUUUUAAACUUCCGGCAGGUACAAAUUUAGAUAAAAUUACUCGAUAAAACUUCCUUAUUCUGGCCACAACUUACAGUGGCGGUCAAAAAAAACGGCCACCCCAAGAUGAUGCGCUCUAACGCAGAAGAGAGUGGUCGUAGGAAGAUAAAUAUGGUAUCAUUGUAAAGCUUAUGGAAUACUAAGACGUGUGACUAUACGCUUGUGGUACUGUAGUGCUGGCCUAGCACGUACUGGAGCAAUAUGUUCUUUUGGCCUGGUCAAAAAAAAAAUGGCCACCCAUAAUUAUUUUGCUUUAAACGCGGUGUAUGUUAGAAAUUGCCACCAUAUGGGACUGGACUAGGAUAGCUAUAUCAAUACACACCAAUUCCAGUAUUUUUUACUUUAUACAUAUGCCCUCAGGCAUCAGUCAAGGUUGAUGACCUUGUUCAUAGUCAUCAACAUGCCCGGCCAAAUUUUUUUUUGGGUUUGUGCCGUUGUUUUGAUAAUCCGAGGCAAUACUGCAGACGGUAUUGAUCGUAUUCGUGUGUAAGACUGCCCACUUUUAUUAAAAUUGUGCCCCUUCUGAUAAGAAAACUCAAAAAAUGGAAUUUUUUGACCUAAUUUUCUCCAAAAAUCCGUUUUGGAGGCCGCUAAACAAUGAAUGUAGAAUCUUAAACAGGUUUUAUUUUUUACAAGAACAUCAUGGACAUUUGUUUUAACACGGCACCGGUUAAAGGAAACGACCGUCCGAAACGACAGAUACCGUUUUGUUACAGUUUUCGACUUCAGGAAAUAGUCAUAAUCUUCAGCACUACAGUACCACAAGCGUAUAGUCACACGUCUUAGUAUUCCAUAAGCUUUACAAUGAUACCAUAUUUAUCUUCCUACGACCACUCUCUUCUGCGUUAGAGCGCAUCAUCUUGGGGUGGCCGUUUUUUUUGACCGCCACUGUAUAACUUUGCGGAAACUGUUCAGAAUUAGCCCAAAUUUGGUGUGAAGGCUCAAUUCAUCGUUGUCAAAGGACAGUGGAUUUUGUUAGUGAGGUACCUUCUUUUUUACGUACCACUCUACCCUUCAAAAACGGCCGCAGCCUGCGAUUUACACUUUAUACGAUGAAACCUGUCUGGAACUAAACUUAUUGCCUCCGUGUAGAACUAAAUGCCGUCAUAGCCUUAGUACCCUUAAAACUACAGAGCUACUCUAGUAAUUCAGUGCCAGCUAGGUCGAAGACUUUUUUCCUAACUUUAGUACCCAAGCUUGGGCGCAGUUCGCGGAGAAUCUUUGUUGUGGCCAGAAUAAGGAACUUUUCCCAAUUAUUCUAUCGGUGUGUCGGGAAAAUAAUGAGCACAAUGUCGCUGCGCCGAUCGAGAAGUGAAACGCAAUUUGGUUACCGACACAAUUCGUUUUCUAAGUGCCAAUGCGCUUUUCGAUGCGACAGAGUGGUCAUUAUUUCCCCGACAGACUUAUAAUUCCCAAGCAAAACAGGCAAAUUGUAAGUCAGAAAUGUCUUUCUCAACAAGCGCCUUCGCAUUUCGAAAACUCUAGUCGACAAAGUCCGUUGAAUAUCUCGGCUGCUACAGCAAGGCGUGAGCUGAAAUUUUAAGGAAAUGAUUUGUAAUCCAUGAACAACGAAUGUUCAAAAAUUCAAAGAAAAAACUAAAAAAGUGUUGUACAGUGCCAACUUUUUAGACAGUCGAUUUGAUCCUUUCAAUGUCCGUUCCGUUCCUUGAAAAUGCCGCGGCGAUGUUGCUGGGAAAUGGAGUGAAUUUACAUCAGGUAAAGAUUAAUAAAUUCAAUAUUAAAAGAUGUUUAUAGUAUUUUCUCCUAUACUGUUUUACGUAUUUUACAAUCUUCCAGGUGAUCGACGUUCCCAGUCAAAACGAGUCACUCUAUUUUGAGACAGGAUUUGUCCACUUUUUGGCCGAUAUGAAUGUCCGAAAUUUGCUGUAA